UGCAGCUUCUUCGCUGUAUUAUAUUCAUACCUGAUCUCCAUUCGUUGUACAUCUGAGGAUUCAGACUAAAUCAGGAUGUUGACCACUGCAGCUCUUAUUCUCAUUGUCACCACUAAAGUUGUCCUAGGACAGGAUGACAGACAGCCUGAUGUAGGACAGAUAUGUCCAUUGGAUAUGGCGCUGGAUUCAGUUGAUGACAUGUAUGAUGGCUGUACAAUGAAGAUGGAAAAGCUGGUAAAGCCAAAAUUUCUAAAGCAAGAAAUCUGUGAAAACAUAACUCAAUUUGCAGCUUGGAUAAACAUUAGAGGACUAUUUCCUAAAUCAAAAACAUUGAAAAUGCACCAAUUAAUUGCCAUUUCGGUGUACACUGGAAAUGAAGUAUAUGGGAAAUUCAAUUUGAGCGUUAGAAGUGGUAGACAAAACGGAACCCACAACUGGUAUUCACUUCACUUUUUGUUGACAGAAGCGAUACAGAUUCUUAAGGAAACACAACAGAGAUGCAUGAUAACUUAUCUUGGUACCAAACUUACAUAUAAUGAAACUGUUCUAAACACAGAGAUUCGUUUUGGUUCAUUUGCGUCCUCCUCUACUAAACAGGACGUAGCAAUGGGAUUUGGAAACGAAUCUUGUUUUGAAAUUAAAACAUGUUAUAGUGCUGAUGUGUCAAAAUGCUUCUAUUUACCUUAUAAGAAAGAGGUGCCGAUUAAUUUUCCGUAUGAUAAAUUUAAGGUCAUUCAAAUCAAGAAAAGAGCCUGCUGUGACACUAUGUUUGUACUGGAGAGCUCUGGGACACAAAGUAACUUAAACUGUACAAUGGCAUCAGUCAACUCAAGAAAUAUCACAAUGUGAUAAAUAUCAAAUAUCUAAAUUAUCUCUGACUGACCAGCCUUCACAACUUCAUUCUUCUUUCUCUUCCUUUAUAUUAAGUUUUCACACAACUUGCCAGCUGCUUUUAAAAACUUAAACUGUUUGAAAUACAAGUUUCACAAAGUUUAAACUAUACGAAUAAUCCGAAAGCAUAUUAAUAACUGCACUUUGCCUAUAUUUUAUUUUUUAUGUGGUUCUUAUGACACGGCUCUCUGAAAUAUUUCAUUCUGAUUGGUCAGUUGUGACACAAAGUGUAAAACUCCUCUUAAGAGUUACAGCUUAAUGUAUCACUUUAUUGUUUCUGUUCAAGUUUGCAUUUGUUACA
Misgurnus anguillicaudatus (oriental weatherfish) is the source of this 1192-nucleotide messenger RNA. The record is from RefSeq and is a predicted model, not a curated record. Lineage: Eukaryota; Metazoa; Chordata; Actinopteri; Cypriniformes; Cobitidae.